GGCGCUAUACGAUCUUUGGUCAAACAUUUUUUGACCAUUGACACCGACGAGACUUUUUGAUUGUGCUAUCUCCAAUCCGGCUUUCCUCCUCCCUACUAGGCCUAGUAGGGGGCCUAGGCCUAGCAUUAUUGCUUGGUUGAUCUUCAUGUGAUAGUCGGCCUAGACUGUAGGACAAAUACUUUAUGCAACAUGUCAUAUUACUUCUCCCUGGUUAUUGAAAUUUUUUGAAGAGAACGACAUUACAACAUUUCAAAAAAAGCAAUGAGCAAUUCUCAAGGGAAUAACAAAAAGCAGGAGAAAUUUAAGAACGAAAGAGCAAAAAGUAAAAAGCUUUCUGUGAACUUUUGUUGUUUCAUGCCAACAGACAUGAUGUCAUCAGAGGAAGCCUCUACAUCUGGUGAGUCGGCAGACUCUCUACAAAAGAAACCAGAUGUGAAAGCGAAGAUCCCUGAGAAAGGGGAUUUAUCAACAAGCAUGGACAGAGGAAAAGAACAUUAUAGUUACAAAUCAAGUUAUGUGGAUUUAGACAAUGCAAAAACUGUUAAUAGUAAAGAAAAAAGAAAAAGAAAGAAAAAGUCUACAAAUACAAAAAAAAAGUCAAAUCAAGACACAUCAGAAACUUCAGAGGAUAGUUUAUACCAGGAGAAUGAAUACCAGCAAGGAGAAGGUGGCCCAGAAUCCAUGAGCUAUGAAGUCAAUGACCUACUGAAUGCUUCUGAGUUGAAAUUUGAGAGAGCAGCAACCCCACCAGGAUUCUGUAAUGAAUUUCAAAAAGGUUAUUCAAAUAUUUCUGGUGAGAGAUUUGGAACCUCAACUGAAAACGAAAGCUGUGAAAUUGUUCCAAAAGACAAAAUGCUGAAUGUAAAACAUACUAACUCAAAAGUUAUCAAAACAGAUAACAUUUCAGAAGUAUGUGAAAAGAUUGCUGCUCAAACUGUGACCCAGAGUAAGAAUUUUGAUGGCAACUCAAGAGAAAAAGACAUACCUGUAUGUAAAAGAAUUGAGAAACCAUUGGAAACAGAAGUGCCGAUCAGUGAAGAUGAAGAAGAUUUGUACAGUGCCAAUACUGAUGUGCUGCAGGGAGUAACAGGAUCAGAUGAACAAUAUGAUAGCAUUGGUCAGCAACGUCUAAAAAGUGUGGGUAGUCAACAUGAUGUCAUACAUUAUGCAAAGAAAGAAUGGAAGAGUAAAACUGAAAAGGCACAAAAUAUGAGACAGGGAUAUGAACAAGUUUUUAACAAUGGAUACAGAUUUCUUCGUCGCAUACGUGGGGAUAAUUAUUGCGCCAUAAGAGCUACAUUAUACCAAGCAUUAGUAAAGGGUCUACCUAUUUUAGAAAAAUGGAAAAAUACAGAAAAGAUAACUGAGGAACUAUGUGAGCUAGAAUGGAUGCAGCAUUGGAGUUUUGGUGGUGGUCGAUUAGGUCAAGUAAACACUCUGCAGAAAGUUAGGAAAAUGCUAAAUCAUUGUCUGACAACUCUUCAAACUGAGUACAAACAAGUGUGUGAAAAUAGAGAUAACCGUGAAAAAUACAUGCUGAAAUUAUUCAACUCCCCAGAAGAAAAAGAUAUUUUAUUAAUGGAAGGAAUUAAGAUUCUAAUGAUGUAUAAUGCAGUACAUUUACACAGAAGUUAUAUUAAGGAAGAACAAGUACCAACGUUUGUAUGGCUCAUUUUUGCACGAGACACUUCUCCAAAUCCUCGGACUUUGAUGCUCAACCAUCUAAAUAAUGUAGGAUCACAAGGUGGACUGGAACAGGUUGAAAUGUGUCUUCUUGGAAACACUCUAGAAAUUUCAAUCAAAGUAAUGCGUCCCUUGCAGCAUAGCCAACAAGACUUCAUCUCCAUGUACCCAGACGUCUGUAAAACAUGCCCCAGUGUGACUCUGAUUGCGGAGGAUGAUCGCCACUACAAUAUAGUAUACAACUGAUCAUGGUACCUAAUCGGCUGUACGUUCAGUGUGUAUCAAGCUAAAAAAUCAAGAGCAAUGUCAGAUCCCAAGAAAAACUAUCAAAUGUAGUACAUAUAUAGGAGCUCAAUUCAGCCUAUUUUAGAAUAGAUGAUUACUUUUUAAAUCAUUUAUUUUGCAUAUAAUAUAUAGUGUAGUAACAUGCUUUUUUAGAUUUUUGCAAUAUUUUGUUAAAACUUAUUCUUAUAAAUAUAGGAAACAGAUAUUGGAUUAUUCUACGAGUAUUUAUAGUUAUUUAAAAAUGUUGAAUUUAGAUAUUCACAAUUCAACCUUUUUCAUAUUAAGAUUAUGAAGAUCCAUGUUUAAGGCAUUCAGGUGCUAGUUGGGAAUAGUAGGGUGCUUUUGAUUUGCAACGAUGUAGAACAUAGAGUGUAGUCAUGACAUUAAUUUAACUGUGCAUGUCAGAAUGUUGUGCGUUGCAUUCUCUCCUGAAAUCGUUGGCCGAAUAUAUGUACAUUCAGGCCAGACCAAGGACUGUACUCGGGGCCAUAGCCAGAGGGGGAGGGAUCGAGUGGGUCCUGGCCCCCUCCAAUUAAUCAAAAUAAUUAAAAUUGAGAUUGUACCACAAGCAUUAAUAAUUCUAUCAUGAAAUAAUGCAAAUUUUCCAGGCCUUCUGCCCUGGGCCUGGCCGGGGGAUAUCGGCACCCAUUCCCCAAACUGGUUGAUUGCUGCGCAUGCAAAUUUUAUCCCAGCUGCGCCCCUAUACUGUAUUAAACAUUGGUACACUAGGUCGGUCUUUGCCAUCGUGAUAUCUCCGUGUAUGCAUCAUAAAAAAUCGAAAUUGAUUUAUAGUAGAAUGUAGACAUGUGACACCAGUCACGGUUGAGUGAAUUUGUUCUACAUUCUUAUUCUACGUUCUCAAUUGAAAGCUCCCUGUGGCUUGAGAGUUGACACCACCACGGUCUCCCUAUGAUUGGGUUGAGAUGUGCAAGUAUUAUUGGACAGUUUGACCUAUAGAUGCCCUCAUUACAAUGUUAUACUUUUAUAAUAUAUCCAGUUAAAACAAAAUUAAAAGCACUUUUCAGUCAUCUUCAGUAAAAUAGAAGUAAAAAUCAACAUCUUACUGUAUGGGUUAUCUUUCGUAGUUUUUAUAUAUGGUAGUGAGUUAUCCACGUAACAUUUUACAGUUUUUUGAUUUGUGAUAAUUUUUUUGAUUCAAAUUUUAAAGCUAAUGUCCACAUUUUGACCGUGGUUCAGGGCUGGGAAACUUAUAUCUGGCCCGGGAUUUAUCAAUCUCAGCUUAGCAAAUGUCUUAAGUCAAGAAAGUUAAGAUGUCCCUAAUAAAUAUCUUACACUGAUUUAUUACCCAAUGUUAGCAAAUUCUUGGCCUAAAAAUCGUCGUUAGAUGGCGCCAACGUACAAUUGACUUUCUAAUUUUAAGCAUUUUUUAAGCUAAGCAAUAUUGAUAAAUUUGACUUAAGCAAAAAAAUGGACUUAAGAUGAAUUUAAGCUGAUUUCUAGUUUGAUAAAUCUGGCCCCUGGUCCUUAACCUUAAUCAGAUGGGUCCAUUUAUAUGAUUCUAAAGGGGAUGCAGUCCCACAGGUGUCUAGUUUGUGGUGGUGGUGCUGGUUUGAUAGUCAUUACUUCGCCAUGGUUGUGUGCUGAGGUGAGCACAUUUUUAAGGAUAUGGCACCUGCAUCUAGAUGCUUGGAAAUGGUAUUCCUCCAUUCCAUAAAUAAUGCUUUUCAUGUUUAAUCAUAAAGAAUAUUUUAACAUUUUCAUCUAACUAUAAACAUAGAAACACUAAAUUUGAGUUUAGUAUGCUACUAGAGUACAUUUUCUGUGUAAAUGUAAAAAAAAGAAAAAACUGGUGUGUUCUUGUUUUUAUGGACUUCAGAAAAUUCAAAAUCUUUGUCAUGUUUUAUUGCUUUGCUAGGAAAUCGGCAGUUCAUUAAAUGUUUUAAUCAAUAAUUCAUUAAGCAUAUUAAUUAAUAAAAAAUUCUUAUAUUUCAUUGUCCCAAUUUGAAUUUGAAGUCCAUUUUUGAAAUGCAGUAUGGGGUUGAGAAAUUUAGCGAGUGUUUAGACUCGAUUUGCUAUUAUAUUUGUGUAUUUGUAUCUUGUGUUUCGUUACAUUUUUGUAUAUAAUAACAAGUCUGCAGGACAUAAGACAGUGGUGGUGCCAGUUGGGGGCUUAGGACCAGAUCCCCUCUUCUGUCAGGGAGAAGAAACAUUGGUCGGACAGAAAAAAACAAUUUUUACAGAAUGAAAGACUAAAAUAAGCCUUUCAAAUCCCUACAUUUUUUGGGUUUCCGGGGGAUUCUCCCCUGUACCUCCUUUGAGGUGUUUUGGGCUGCUCUGCCUCCGCCACUUACUGUAUGCUAUAUUCCAGGAAAUUGGCCUUCCCGUUGCACACAGGGAACCCCUCCCCCAUCGAGCAAAUCCUGGUAACACCGGUGAAAUAAAGAUCUAUACAAUGAUAGAGAAAGAGUGUGAUUACCGUAUUAUUAGGACACUCAUUCGUACCUCUUUGCACUUUCAUUUCUUUAGAAGACAUGAUAUUCACUUCAGUAUUUGGUCUGCAUAGCAAAGGCUGUUUAUGGUGAUUAAAUUGUAAUGGUUUAAAUGU
Messenger RNA from Anneissia japonica, 4534 nucleotides. Its product is annotated as ubiquitin thioesterase otulin-like. Bases 262 to 1929 code for a protein of 555 amino acids. The record is from RefSeq and is a predicted model, not a curated record. Gene Ontology annotation, biological process: protein linear deubiquitination. Gene Ontology annotation, molecular function: cysteine-type deubiquitinase activity. The transcript is spliced from 8 exons. Gene Ontology annotation, cellular component: cytoplasm. Lineage: Eukaryota; Metazoa; Echinodermata; Crinoidea; Comatulida; Comatulidae.